GGGAGGGGGGGGGGGAGUAAAAAAGGAAUCGAAUCGAAAGUGGAGUACAGUAAAAAGGAGACAGAGAAAGGAAAAGAAAGCAGGAAGAAUUUCCAUUUCAAAAAGCCCAAAAGAAAGAGAAAAAGAAAUGAAAAAUUAAAAAAAAAGUUCACACACACACACACACACAUUUACAAAUGCCAUUAAUAAAUACUCUCUCCAGCUUCCCUUUCCUAGAGUUUCAUUCAUAGUCCUCCUAGCUCAGCUUCCCUGAUAUUUGUUUAUUUAUAUGCGUACUUGCACAUUAACACCCUAAAAAAGGCUUCUUUUCUUCUUUCCUCUAGGAUUAGGACCAUCCCCUGAUUUCUACUCUCGUUACCCUUUUUUUUUUUUUUUUCGUCACCACCAGUAAUAAGAAGCAGAGUCUUCAACUAUAUUUGCAGCUUCGCUUGCUUGUUUUUUUCUUCCCCUCUCUGUUUCUGUCAGUCCUUUCCCGGCUUUUGAGGUCUUUCUAGCCGCCUUUGUGUUUUGAGGAAGAAUUAAAUCUCCAGAGUUUUCGUCCAGCAAACCAUAACACAACAGCAUUUAAGUGGGCUUGUCACUGUUUUUGUGCGGCGAUCGAGCACUAGUGUGGAGUGUGCUGUUUCCCAAUUAUUUGCCCGGCGUGCCCUGCAUUUAACACUCUGUUUUCAGACUCUCCCGGGAGCCUGCGAAAUCUUAAAUUGGCCAUAAUCAAUACUCUCAGUAAGUGGAGCUGCAGAAGAAGAAAGAAAGGCUUCCCCUUUACAUUGACUAUUAAGUCAUGUGUGCCUGAGUUGUUGUUGACACCAAACACGCAAUUCUUUGCUCUAUAGCACUUUUUAAAGAAGAGGUCGAAAACUGGCACGUUCCCAAUCUAUAAGACUAGUUUCUCUCUAAGAUCUGGGUUCGAGAAAGAGACAUCUCAAAACAAAGAUCUGCGAGUUUAGUGUAUUAGAGGGAUAAUCGAAGACAACAAUGUUGCCUCAGAAGCAAGCAGAGGAAUCAAUUGUCACCAACUUCAACGAUACGGUUGAGCCGGAAUCCGGCAGGGAGGAUUCACUCCAACAGAAAGACGAUGACCAGCCACUUUUCAGCGUCAAAACCUUCCUCUGGCACGGUGGCUCCGCCUGGGAUGCCUGGUUCAGUUGCGCCUCUAAUCAAGUGGCACAAGUGCUUUUGACACUACCAUACUCAUUCUCUCAAUUGGGAUUUCUAUCUGGGAUAGUAUUCCAAAUAUUCUACGGUCUGGUUGGGAGCUGGACGGCCUACCUUAUUAGUGUUUUGUAUAUUGAAUACCGUAGCCGCAAGGAGAAAGAAGGUGUCAGCUUCAAAAACCAUGUCAUUCAGUGGUUCGAAGUUCUUGAUGGUCUGUUGGGUCCUUACUGGAAAGCACUGGGCCUUGCCUUCAACUGUACUUUCCUUCUAUUCGGAUCCGUCAUACAGCUCAUUGCCUGUGCAAGUAACAUUUACUACAUUAACGAUCGACUGGACAAGAGGACAUGGACAUACAUAUUUGGAGCUUGCUGUGCCACCACAGUGUUUAUUCCAUCCUUCCAUAACUACAGGAUUUGGUCGUUUCUGGGACUUGGGAUGACUACGUACACAGCAUGGUACUUGACCAUUGCAGCUUUAGUUCACGGCCAGGUUGAUGGAGUGGUACAUUCGGCCCCGAAAAAGUUAGUGUUAUACUUCACCGGUGCCACCAAUAUACUAUACACGUUCGGUGGUCAUGCUGUCACUGUGGAAAUCAUGCAUGCAAUGUGGAAACCACAGAAGUUCAAGUACAUAUAUUUAAUCGCUACCCUUUACGUAUUCACACUAACCCUGCCGUCGGCCACCGCCGUUUACUGGGCUUUCGGCGAUCAACUUCUCAACCAUUCAAAUGCUUUCUCCCUUCUGCCCAAAUCCGGCUGGCGUGACGCCGCCGUCAUCCUCAUGCUUAUCCAUCAGUUUAUUACGUUCGGGUUCGCAUGUACGCCAUUGUACUUUGUGUGGGAGAAGGUAAUCGGAAUGCAUGACACGAGGAGUAUUUGUUUAAGGGCUCUGGCGAGGUUGCCGGUGGUGAUUCCGAUAUGGUUUCUGGCCAUCAUUUUCCCCUUCUUUGGGCCAAUUAAUUCUGCAGUUGGAGCACUUCUGGUCAGUUUCACCGUCUACAUCAUCCCUGCUCUUGCCCACAUGCUCACUUACAGGAAGGCAUCUGCCCGCCAGAACGCAGCUGAGAAGCCUCCGUUCUUCAUGCCCAGCUGGACUGCCAUGUACGCAAUCAACAUCUUCAUCGUGGGUUGGGUUUUGGUAGUCGGGUUCGGGUUCGGCGGGUGGGCUAGCAUGACCAAUUUUGUAAAACAAGUGGACACAUUUGGGCUCUUUGCCAAGUGUUACCAAUGCAAACCACCGGUACCUGCGCAGACGGCGGCGCAUCCCCCUGUACUUGCCCCGCCGCAUCACUGAUGACUGAUGAGUUUCACCACCAAAGGAAAAAAGAAAAUCUCAACCGUCGUCAAAAAAAGACAGACUACAAUUCCCUUUUUCCCCCCUACAUAUUUUGUAUUAUACACAGGGGAGGCAGUAAUAUUUAGUUAUUUACCUCUACAAUGUGAUGUGAGAUGUGUGCUUCUUUUCUUUUUUUUUUUUUGGUUUUUCUUUUUGUUUAAAUUUUUUUAGAAAGAGAAAUGUUAGAUUAGUAGUGUGGUUGGAUGUUAAUGAUGAUUCCUUUGCUACAAAAAAGAAGCAUAGGCCUAAUUAAUUAAAAAUCAAAAUAUGGUAGUGUUUUAAAAAUUAUCCGUCUUUCUUCUUUCAUUUAAUCCAUUUUUAUAUGUUUUGAGGAAUCGAAUAUUAUUAUUUAUACACUGUCCUCGUUGGAUGUGGGUUGUGAC
Molecule: messenger RNA, 2873 nt
Organism: Oldenlandia corymbosa var. corymbosa
Lineage: Eukaryota; Viridiplantae; Streptophyta; Magnoliopsida; Gentianales; Rubiaceae
Source: the annotation of a GenBank genome assembly